AAGCCCAAUAUGAAAUUCUAGGGUUCUUAUUCCACUUAUUGGCACUCCAGCUCGUAGUGCGAGUGCAAGGUAGUGAAGGAGAGAGCGGCAGCAGCAGAAACCCUAGAAGUAGAAAAAUGCCUGCCGGUCAUGGUUUGCGAUCUCGCACCAGAGAUUCAUUCUCUCGCCCAUUCCGUAAGAAGGGAACCAUUGCCCUAACCACCUACCUCAGGACUUAUCAUAUCGGUGACUAUGUUGACAUUAGGGUUAACGGUGCCGUUCACAAAGGUAUGCCUCAUAAAUUCUACCAUGGACGUACCGGACGUGUCUGGAAUGUCACCAAACGCGCCAUUGGAGUCGAAGUUAACAAGCAGGUUAGGAACAAGAUUUUGAGAAAGAGGAUUCAUGUUCGGGUGGAACAUGUUAUGCCUUCCAGGUGCACCGAGGAGUUCCGAUUGAGGAAGAUCAAGAAUGAUCAACUGAAGGCUGAGGCCAAGGCCAAGGGAGAGGUCAUAAGCACAAAGCGCAAGCCAGAGGGUCCCAAACCUGGUUUCAAGGUAGAAGGUGCUACCUUGGAGACAGUUACUCCAAUACCAUAUGAUGUUGUUAAUGAUCUCAAAGGAGGAUACUAGAAAUUUAAUUUCAUUUUUGUCUUGUCUGUUAGACUACCUUGUUUUGAUUUUUGCCUUUAUUUCAUCUUUAUUUCUUCAAUUGAACAGUCUUGAAGUUUAUGAAAAAUCAGACUCAAGUUUUGGCUUGUUUGAUUCUAAAUACAAUUAUUUUUUUUAUUAAGCA
This is a messenger RNA of Cicer arietinum (chickpea), 774 nucleotides long. Its product is annotated as large ribosomal subunit protein eL21z/eL21y-like. Gene Ontology annotation, biological process: translation. The record is from RefSeq and is a predicted model, not a curated record. NCBI's taxonomy places the organism in Eukaryota, Viridiplantae, Streptophyta, Magnoliopsida, Fabales, Fabaceae. Gene Ontology annotation, molecular function: structural constituent of ribosome. Gene Ontology annotation, cellular component: ribosome.